UUGAGCCGCUCAGGCUGUGGCUGUAGUUAGACGGCUUGGGGCUGCUGUGCCGUGAGGAGGGAGACUGAGACAAGGCUGCUGCUCGGCAGCCCCGGACUUAUCAGCGCAUCGUGCUAACACACAGUGGGAGCGGCCAGCAUCAUAUACCUGAGAGCACAGGAUUAAAUGGACCUUCAGUGCCCGAAACUGGGUAGUGUGACACCUUCCAGCUGCUGUAGCCAUUGGCAUCAGAUUGGAGCAUGGGGAACACGGCGCACAAAACCUUACCAGACACCAGCCAUCAUAGCCGGGCAGGGGCCAAUCGGCCUUGCUACACAUUUCUUCACUGUGGCCAGGAGAGAAGACUUGUCCUCUCACGAACAGAGUCUCCACGUUUCCACUGCCAAGCCAAGGGCAAAAAUAUCCGCUUGGACACUUACGGAAGGAAAGCCAUCCGACGCAACAGCUUUUGUAAUGGAAUAACUUUUACUAGUCGGCCAAUUCACUUGUAUGAAAAGGUCCGCCUGAAGCUGGUAUCUGUACACCAUGGUUGGAGUGGGGCACUUCGUUUUGGGUUUACUAUACAUGACCCAGCGCAAAUGAAGUUAGAAGAUAUACCAAAAUAUGCUUGUCCUGAUUUAGUCACCCGACCUGGGUACUGGGCCAAAGCUUUGCCCGAAAGGUUUGCUCAGCGGGAUAAUAUCCUGGCAUUUUGGGUUGACCGACAUGGAAGAGUCUUCUACAGUGUGAAUGAUGAGGAGCCCAUAUUAUUUCAUUGUGGGGUGAAAGUCUCCAGUCCUAUCUGGGCAUUGAUUGAUGUAUAUGGGAUCACUCAAGAAGUUCAGCUACUAGAUAGCAUGUUUGCCGAUACGAUGGCGCCUAGUCGCCUCAGCAGCCCCCGACUUAGUACUUGCGUGCCUCAGACCAGCCAUGAUUCUGCUAACUUCAACAACAAUGAACUGGAGAACAACCAGGUGGUAGCCAAAAUUGCUAACCUGAACUUGGGUCGUUUACCAGCACCAACAGAUAAUCAUUCUAUACCAUGUUGCCCAAACAGAAGGCAACGACAGGGUAUUCCCACACUGUUGGACAUGGAACUUCAUUUUCAUCCUACUCGGGGUGCUGACAUCACACUCUCUCCAGACAGAACGGUGGCAUUUACCAACUGGCAGGAGAGUAAUAGGACUAUAGUAUUCACAGAGCGGCCAGUCCAUAUUGGUGAGACACUCUUCACUGAAACUAGUCAACUGCCUCUGCCUUACUAUAGCUCCUUCUCUUUUGGUAUUACGUCAUGUGAUCCAAGCACAUUACGGACCUAUGAUCUCCCAGCUAACCCCGAUUAUCUAUUGGACAGAAAGGAGUAUUGGGUAGUUCACCAGGGGCUGUACACACUGGGAAAUUGGGAUAUCCAUAGUUUUUCACUUCUACCCAGCGGUGAAGUUCAUCACGGCAUAAAUGGAAACAAUCGUGGAAUGCUGAUGUGUGUAGACACCUCACAACCUCUAUGGAUGUUCUUCACUAUUCAAGGAAUUAUCAACCAGAUAAAAAUAGUGGGUACUGUUCAGUCCAGUGUUCUGUCUCCCUCUGGAUCACCAAGUGGUUCCCCUUAUGACAGUGAUUCAGAUUUGGCCUUCAGUGUGAACAGGUCCUCUUCUGCAUCUGAGUCUUCCUUAGUGACGGCUCCAAGUUCCCCAUUGAGUCCUCCCGUGUCACCAGUCUUUGCCCCUCCAGAACCACAAGGAAACAAAGUUGGAGAAUGUGCAGUUUGCUUUGACAAAGAGGUUGAAACUGUCAUCUACACCUGUGGUCACAUGUGCCUCUGCAGUAGCUGCGGUUUGAAGCUCAAGAAGCAGAUUAAUGCCUGCUGCCCCAUUUGCCGUAGAGUUAUAAAAGAUGUCAUCAAAACGUACCGUCCUUAAACAUUUACCCUUUCAACAGGGGCCUCUUGGACUUUUUUUAUGAGACUUUUCUAAAAAUGUUAAAUCAGGGAUUGUCCCCUCAUGGAAACCAUACUUUUUAAUUUGGCUUUGGAAUUUAAUGUAAGGCUUUAAGUCUGUACUACCUACUGAAUUCUCCUCGCCUGUCUCGUAUUGGGGCUGUUUUAGUAAAUAUCCAAGUGUGUGAGCACUUGACCCAACCUGGUGCAUUUUCUCAGGGUUUCAACAAGUCCAAAAUAUUCUUUUCCCCAAACUGAGAACUGAAAAAGUAAGCAAAGUUGCUAAAGACUUUUCCCAACAGACCCUUUGCACCUGGGGCCAUCGUCAUCUCCAAUACUUGCACCAACAUUAAAAUGUAAUUUGAUAAAUA
Xenopus laevis (African clawed frog) is the source of this 2286-nucleotide messenger RNA. RefSeq names its product neuralized E3 ubiquitin protein ligase 1B S homeolog (gene neurl1b.S). The record is from RefSeq and is a predicted model, not a curated record. Gene Ontology annotation, biological process: ubiquitin-dependent endocytosis. Lineage: Eukaryota; Metazoa; Chordata; Amphibia; Anura; Pipidae. The transcript has 5 exons. Gene Ontology annotation, molecular function: ubiquitin protein ligase activity. Bases 240 to 1898 code for a protein of 552 amino acids. Gene Ontology annotation, cellular component: early endosome; cytoplasm.